AUGGAGAAUGCCAGAGAGGGACUUCGUAGAACGAGUGCCGAUGCCGCCAAUCCCUUCUCCCCUCCCUUCAACAGAGGAGGCGAAAUCGCGGGUGGCAAACUGAGUAUAAGUCAGAAGAAAUAUUCGCCACCGCAUCAGCGACAUCGAGCGAAUCAUGUCUUACCUUUUCAUGAAAUUGAACGAUUGCGUUCUAUUGUAAUAGGUGGAAUCGCUGAGUCUAUCUCCACAAAAUUGAGGGAUAGGUUGUCUGAGGAUUUUCACAGCGUCUUUAGUGUAUUUGAUUAUCUCGGAGUAAAAUGCACUCCUGUCACAGUCUAUAGGAUGGGCAAGAAUUUACAAGAUAGGAGUAGAUUGUUAGAAGUUGUGUUAUCUUCACGUUUUCAACGUAUGAUUUUGAGAAGAGCGCCUCGCCUCCGCUAUCUUCCUCAGCGAGGGAUUUUCCUCAGGCAGUCCCUGACAAAAGGGGAACGUGAACGACGGCGAGCGCUACGGCAUGGAAGUAAAAAGGGAGUGUUUCUCUGCUCAGGUGAGCCUAGUGUGGAAACUCCUGAUACUCCAUGCAUCUCUGCUUCCACUCAGUCACCCCAAGGACAUGAGCGACCAAAAAAGUGA
This is a messenger RNA of Ostertagia ostertagi, 612 nucleotides long. NCBI's taxonomy places the organism in Eukaryota, Metazoa, Nematoda, Chromadorea, Rhabditida, Trichostrongylidae. The record is from the annotation of a GenBank genome assembly.